Neoarius graeffei (lesser salmon catfish) is the source of this 2420-nucleotide messenger RNA. RefSeq names its product zinc finger CCCH-type containing 10 (gene zc3h10). The coding region runs from base 304 to 1974 and encodes 556 amino acids. Lineage: Eukaryota; Metazoa; Chordata; Actinopteri; Siluriformes; Ariidae. The transcript is spliced from 3 exons. The record is from RefSeq and is a predicted model, not a curated record. Gene Ontology annotation, molecular function: metal ion binding.
GUACUGAGUGUGAACACAUCUAUUAGUCUGAAGCAGGCGGAAGUUGUAGCCUGUUCAGCUUCAGCGUGUGAAAACAUCGUAAAUAUCCCUUCAUUUUGAUUUAUAGAAAAAUGUUGUGCAGACGGGAUUGCUUUCACGUGGAUUGAACUUCUUGUAAACGUUGGUUUACCACACUGGAGUUGCAGAUUGCAACAGUCUGAUCUGGGUACUUUUUUAAAAUCAUCAGGCCUUGAACAAUAAUCAGGCCUGUCUUUUCUGGCCCACACAUGAAAACGGGCUACCUUUUUGACUGCGCUGAGCGCCAUGCCUGACCGGGAUAGUGCAUACCUGGUAGGUGGCAGCGGGAGCGGCAGUGGAGGGGGAGCUGGCACGGGGGUAGGGGAGGAAGUAGGUCCUGGGUCUGGCUUGACUGGGGGUGCAGACGGUCGAGGGGGAGUUGGGGGAAGCUCAACUGGUGGGAACAGUGGUUCUGGGGCCAUGGGAUGCAGCGGUGCCCUGGGAAAUGGCCACACUUGCAGUGGAGCCAGUGGCAGCUUUGGCUCUGGCUCGCCAUCAGAUGGCGUUUGCCGUGACUUCUUACGGAAUGUGUGUAAGCGUGGCAAGCGCUGUCGUUUCCGUCAUCCAGACUUCAAUGAGGUGCCUGAUCUUGGUGCACGGAAGAACGAGUUUGUCUUCUGUCAUGACCACCAGAACAAAGAGUGUGUGCGUACCAACUGCCGCUUUGUGCAUGGCUCUAAGGAAGAUGAAGACUACUACAAAAAGACUGGUGAGCUGCCACUGUGGCUGCGGUGGAAAGUGGCAGCAGGCCUUGGCCUGUCCCUCACUGACCUGCCACAGAGCCGUGGUGAGGCACCCAUAUGCAGAGACUUCUUGAAAGGGGAAUGCCAGCGGGGCAACAAGUGCAAGUUUCGUCAUGUGCGGAAGGACCAUGAGCAUGAGGUUUCACGAUUCAGUGCAGUGGGGAUGAUGGGUGUCUCAAGUGGGGUGAGUGGAAUAGUGAAUGCAAGCGGUGGAGGUGUGACCUGUGGUGGGGUGUCAGGAUUUGUUGGAGCAAAUGGAGGGAGCAUAAUGGGGAUGGGAAGCCCCACCAUUGGAGGGUGCAGAGAUCAGGGAUUGUGUGGUGGAGGAGGGGGUGGUUCCAUAGGAAGUUGUCUAUCCCUGGGGGCUGCUGGACAACGGCGCUAUGACCGGGGUCCGUGUUCAGUUUAUGAAUCACUAUUUGAGAAUGGACUGUUUGAUCCUGGGCCACUGGAUAGCCCUGUUGACCACGCAGCUCUUCAGCUGAAGAGACGACGAUUAGAAGGGCUGAGAUUGGUUGAUGGGACUGGGGGAGGCCACUAUGAUUUAGGCGUGCAGGCCACGAUUUCCACCCGGCCUUUGGAGUAUCGUCUGUUGGAGGAGGAAAAUGCUUUGCUGAGGAAGCGAGUGGAAGAGCUCAAGAAACAGGUCUCCAACUUGAUGGCUACCAAUGAAGUCUUGCUGGAGCAAAAUGCUCAGUUCCGCAGCCAGGCAAAGGUCAUGACCUUGUCCUCAACACCCACACCAUCAGAACAGAGUCUGGCACCACCUGUUGGAUCAGUGAGCUCUUACAACCAUAGCAUUGCACAGACUCGCACAACUUUGAGCAGCGCUGGACUACAGCCACGUGCUGUAACCCAGCAGGAACUGGUAGCACCUGCUGGGGCCCCUGCUGGUGCUCCACCAGCUAAUGCUGCGCCCCCACCUGCUGCACCCCCUCCUCCUCCACCCCAUCUGAACCCUGAGAUUGCCCCGCUCUCAGCUGCCCUCGCCCAGACAAUUGCACAAGGUAUGGCACCACCUGUUUCCAUGGCACCUGUGGCAGCUUCUGUGGCCCCGGUUGCUGUAUCCAUGGCACAGCCGCUGCCAGGCAUCACCAUGAGUCAUGCCACUACACCAAUGGUGUCAUACCCCAUCGCCAGUCAGAGUAUGAGGAUCACGACUAUGCCACAUUAAUGCAAGUCCAAAUACAUGCAAUAAUUUCUUUUACCUGUAAACACUUUUUCUCACACCUAAAGUUGUAGUGCAGUUUUACAAAAGUAGGACUGUAUACAGUAUUUAGAUUAACUUUUUUUGGAUUGGCUAACACAACACCAGCAACUUGGGGAAACUAAGUACAUGCAUUUUUUUUUAAUUAUUAAUUUAUCAGACUCAUUGGUAAACUAGACCAUUUUCUUUUGUUCCAUACAGCGGUUUGACAGUGAGACCAUGAACUAGUUAAGUGUUUGUGCUAAAGGCACAUAUUUUUAGUUUGAAUGGACAACAUGCACAUUUGUCAGGAAAAUAUGUUCAUUGGCUUCUUAGAAAGGAGCUGUGAAUGUUAAUCCUUUUGUGUUGUUGAUUUUUGCUCUGUGAUGCCAUUCUUGAUCUUUUUACAAAAACGAUAUAAAGGAUCAACCUGU